This is a messenger RNA of Lolium rigidum, 1614 nucleotides long. Its product is annotated as berberine bridge enzyme-like Cyn d 4. Lineage: Eukaryota; Viridiplantae; Streptophyta; Magnoliopsida; Poales; Poaceae. The transcript has a single exon. The record is from RefSeq and is a predicted model, not a curated record. The coding region runs from base 1 to 1614 and encodes 537 amino acids. Gene Ontology annotation, molecular function: FAD binding; oxidoreductase activity.
AUGGCCUCGUCGCGAAUCAUGGCUCUAGCAAUGCUCAUCAUUUCGAGCUUCUUCUUCCUCUCUACCCAUACCCAAGCUUCCUCAGAUAGCUUCCUCCAGUGCCUCUCGGCGUCCAUACCAAACCAGAUCGUCUUCACCCGGAGCUCCCCAUCGUUCGCGUCCGUCCUGGCGUCGUCCGUCCGGAACCCGCGGUUCCUUACUGCGGCCACGGUGAAGCCGCUCUGCAUCGUCACGGCGACGAACGCGUCCCACGUCCAGGCAACCGUCGUCUGCGGCCGCACGCACGGCGUGCGCCUCCGCGUGCGCAGCGGCGGGCAUGACUACGAGGGCCUAUCGUACAGGUCCGUGCGCGCCGAUGCGACCCCGUUUGCUGUGGUCGACCUCGCCGGCUUCCGGUCCGUGCGCGUCACCCGGGGAACCCCGGCCACCGCGUGGGUGGACUCCGGCGCGACGCUCGGGGAGCUGUACUACGCCAUCGGGAAGGUGAGCGACCGUCUCGCGUUCCCGGCGGGCCUGUGCCCGACGGUGGGCGUCGGCGGCCACCUCAGUGGCGGCGGCUUCGGCAUGCUCCUGCGUAGGCAUGGACUCGCCGCCGACCACGUCGUGGACGCCUUGCUGGUCAACGCCGAGGGCCGGCUCCUGAACAGCACCACCAUGGGGCGCGACGUCUUCUGGGCCAUCCGCGGCGGAGCUGGCGGCGGGAGCUUCGGGAUCGUGCUGUCGUGGCGGGUGAAUCUCGUGGCCGUUCCGUCGAAGGUCACGGUGUUCAACAUCCCCAAAUCCGUCCAGCAGGGCGCCAUCGACAUCGUCACCAAGUGGCAAGAGGUGGCACCGGCUCUCCCCGACGAGCUGCUCGUGAGGGUGGUCGCUCAGGGACAGGUGGCCAACUUCCAGUCCCUGUACCUGGGCACAUGCGACGCGCUGCUGCCGGUGAUGAGCAGCCGUUUCCCGGAACUCGGUGUUGAUCGGAACCACUGCAAGGAGAUGAACUGGCUCCAGUCGGUGGCCAACAUCUUCCUCGGCGACGGCGCCACCGUGGAGGACCUCCUGAAGCGGACCGCUUCCGGGGACGCCGUCUUCAACAAGGCCACGUCCGACUACGUCCGACAAGCCAUCCCCAGGGACAUAUGGGCGCAGAUCUUCACCAGCUGGCUCGCGAGGCCAACGGCCGGGCUGAUGAUCCUGGACCCCUACGGCGGCAAGAUCGCCAGCGUCUCGGAAUCGGAGACGCCGUUCCCGCACCGCGCAGGCGUGUUGUACAACGUCCAAUACAUGAACUUCUGGGGAAGCGCCGGCGAGGAGGCGGCGCGGACGGGAUGGGUCAGGGACUUGUACACGUUCAUGGCGCCGCACGUGAGCAAGAACCCGAGAGAGGCGUACGUUAACUACAAGGACCUUUCGCUUGGCGAGAACAUGGUCGGCGGCGGCAACGUCACGAGCUUCGAGGCCGGCAGGGUGUGGGGCGAGAAGUACUACAAGGGCAACUUCAGGAGGCUGGCAAUGGCGAAGGCUCAGAUAGAUCCCAACGACUACUUCAGGAACGAGCAGAGUAUCCCGCCACUUGGUAACCAGAUCAUCUUGACAAAUGUGGCACGCGUAGACCAUGCUGCUUGA